This is a messenger RNA of Fragaria vesca subsp. vesca, 827 nucleotides long. RefSeq names its product NADH dehydrogenase [ubiquinone] 1 alpha subcomplex subunit 1-like. The transcript has 3 exons. Lineage: Eukaryota; Viridiplantae; Streptophyta; Magnoliopsida; Rosales; Rosaceae. The coding region runs from base 64 to 267 and encodes 67 amino acids. The record is from RefSeq and is a predicted model, not a curated record.
GUAUCUGAAACAGAGUCACACUCUCAGGUGAAGAAGACGAAGAAGAAAGGUUGAGGCUUGAAGAUGUCGCUGGUAUGGAUGGAAGCGAUGCUUCCGCUCGGAAUCAUCGCCGGAAUGCUCUGCGUGAUGGGGAAUGCUCAGUACUACAUUCACAGAGCCGCGCAUGGCCGGCCGAAGCAUAUCGGAAAUGACAUGUGGGAUGUGGCCAUGGAGAGGAGGGACAAGAAGCUCAUCGAUCAGGCUACGCUUCCUUCUUCUUCUAAUUAGGAUUGUUUGUGAAUGGAAAGCUUGAGAAGAAAUAAAGUCAUCAGUCCACUAUGAAAUCUAGACCAACUCCAAUGACAUAUUUUCGUUGUAUGUGAAUUUGCACAAGCUGUUAUGGAAACAUGUAUGUACUCCAGUGAUUUACUUUCUAAUGUUAACAUUUGAAAGGAGUCUGUUUUGAUUGCGCUUUGUGUGGUGGUGGAAAUGUUUCUUAUGCAGUUAUUCAUUUAAUAGCAGACCAUCUGUUUGGUAACAUACGUUCGUUUCUCAUUGCGUCCCAUAAGGUUGAUCUGUGUUCAAUAAUCAAAAGUUCAAAACCUUUUACAAAAGGAUCCCUCAUCCCUUUUAUAAAAACGAUGUGCAUAUACCAGCAGAAAACUACAAUGCCAAGAGCAUAAAGCACUAAAGCAGUAGGAGAAAUUCACUUGGUAUGUUUGUUCUGUUUGGUAUAUUGGUACAUAGAUAUGUUUUUCUGCAUACCAAUCUACUAGCUGGUAGACUUGCUCCAUAUAAACAGGAAGACUGGCAAGAGCUAAGAGUAUUGAUUUGCCACGGCCAUCGGA